Messenger RNA from Ophidiomyces ophidiicola, 2235 nucleotides. RefSeq names its product Protein O-mannosyltransferase 2 (gene PMT2). The record is from RefSeq and is a predicted model, not a curated record. Gene Ontology annotation, cellular component: membrane; endoplasmic reticulum. Lineage: Eukaryota; Fungi; Ascomycota; Eurotiomycetes; Onygenales; Onygenaceae. Gene Ontology annotation, molecular function: dolichyl-phosphate-mannose-protein mannosyltransferase activity. The transcript has 5 exons. Gene Ontology annotation, biological process: protein O-linked glycosylation via mannose. The coding region runs from base 1 to 2235 and encodes 744 amino acids.
AUGGCGACCAAGGACGCGGCGUUGACUACCGGCGCGUUUCAUAAUGCCGACGCUCGAAGAAGAAAUGUUCCCAGCUCGGGGAAGGCGAGCCGUGGGCCUGACAUACCUGAAAUAGUAGUUGAUGGCAAGAAGUUUGCAAAAAAAUCAUCUUUUCUAGAUAUUCUCGAUGAAUGGGAGUUCCUUAUCGCCCCAAUAAUAUUUACAGCGUUGGCAUUCUUCACCCGAUUAUGGCGUAUCGGUCUAUCGAACAUCGUGACGUGGGACGAGGCUCACUUUGGGAAGUUCGGCUCUCACUAUAUCAAACGCGAGUUUUACUUUGAUGUGCAUCCUCCUCUGGGUAAAAUGCUCGUUGGCUUGUCGGGAUACUUGGCUGGCUACAAUGGCUCCUUUGCAUUCAAAUCCGGUGAAAAAUACCCUGAAGAUGUUAACUAUGCAUUUAUGCGAGUAUUCAAUGCUUUCUUCGGCAUCGUAUGCAUACCGCUGGCCUACUUUACUGCCCGACAACUUAAUUUCCGCCGUACAACUGUCUGGCUCAUUACCCUAAUGGUACUUUUCGAAAACUCCUAUGCCACGAUUUCCCGAUUUAUCCUGCUAGACUCGAUGCUUCUUUGUUUUACCUUCACAACUGUUCUCUGCUGGUCCCGAUUCCAUAGGCUGCAGAACCAGAGCUUUUCUAUUGAAUGGUUUUCGUGGUUGAUUUUAACUGGCCUUAGCAUCGGGUGUGUCUGUAGCGUGAAGAUGGUUGGCUUGUUUUGUACCGCAUUGGUUGGACUCUACACUGCGGAGGAUCUAUGGAACAAGUUUGGCGAUCUAAAAAUGCCUAAGACUGUCCUCGCCCAACACUUUGUUGCCCGUGUCAUUGGCCUUAUAAUCAUUCCUUUGCUUGUCUACAUGUUUUCUUUCUACAUACAUUUCCUCGUGCUCGAGAACUCUGGCCCUGGUGACGCUCAAAUGAGCUCCCUCUUCCAGGCUAACCUUAGAGGCACUACCGUUGGAAAGGAUAGCCCAUUGGAAAUUGCUAUUGGAUCCAAAGUUACCAUCAAGAACAUGGGAUAUGGCGGCGGUCUUCUUCACUCUCAUGUCCAAACUUAUCCUUCAGGGUCCUCGCAACAGCAGGUCACCUGCUAUCACCACAAAGACACUAACAAUGAUUGGUUUAUUUAUCCAAACCGCACCCAACCCGAUUAUAAUGGCACGGGUGACCUGAGGUUCAUUGGCGAUGGCGAUGAGAUUCGUCUUAUUCACGCUCAGACUGGUCGCAAUCUGCAUUCGCAUGCUAUCGCUGCUCCAAUCACAAAGUCGCACUGGGAGGUCUCUUGCUAUGGCAAUACCACUGUUGGUGACGACAAGGAUCAUUGGGUCAUUGAAGUUGUCAAUGAUGUAGCUUCGAGGGAUAGAUCCAAAAUCCGAACGUUGACAACCGGGUUCCGUCUUCGACAUCCAGUUCUUGGCUGCUAUCUCCGUGCGGGUAACGUUAACUUACCGCAGUGGGGGUUUAAACAAAUCGAAACAACAUGUGUGAAGGAUAGCAAGCCAUAUGAUGUUCAUACUCACUGGAACGUUGAGUCUCAUAUCAACGAGAGGCUACCUAAGGGCGACCCAGGGGUCUAUAAGUCUCCUUUUUUGAAGGACUUCAUUCAUCUAAACGUUGCAAUGAUGACCUCCAACAACGCACUUGUUCCAGAUCCCGAUAAGCAGGAUGAUCUCGCCUCCCAGUGGUGGCAGUGGCCCAUCCUUAACGUCGGUCUUCGUAUGUGCUCCUGGGACGACAAUACUGUGAAGUAUUACCUCCUUGGAAACCCUCUGGUCUACUGGGGUAGCACAGCCAGUUUGGGAAUCUUCGGCAUGAUGAUCGCUUGGUAUCUCAUUCGCUGGCAGCGCGGUUACACGGAGCUCAGCCAAGCUGACAUAGAUCAUAUUCAUUACUCGGGUCUCUAUCCGCUUUUGGGCUGGGUGCUCCACUACCUGCCCUUCAUCAUCAUGGCUCGUGUCACCUAUGUGCACCACUACUACCCAGCAUUAUAUUUUGCUAUUCUAACAAUGGGAUUCUGCGUCAACUGGUUUACACAGAGGCUCAACAAGGCGACGGAAUGGGCGGUGUACUUUGUUUUGUACGCCGCUAUUAUUUCGCUGUUUAUUUUGUUCAAAGACAUCGUCUUUGGCAUGGAAGGAUCAAAUGAUAAAUGGCAAUAUCUGAACUGGCUCUCUACCUGGCGAGUUGCGACCCCCAAAUAG